This is a messenger RNA of Oreochromis aureus, 4519 nucleotides long. RefSeq lists its product as uncharacterized. The coding region runs from base 1884 to 4481 and encodes 865 amino acids. The record is from RefSeq and is a predicted model, not a curated record. Gene Ontology annotation, molecular function: protein binding. NCBI's taxonomy places the organism in Eukaryota, Metazoa, Chordata, Actinopteri, Cichliformes, Cichlidae. The transcript is spliced from 5 exons.
UUGGCAACCGGACCCGGAUUCUCAAAAACAGCAGCUGGCGACGUAAACCGUCCCGUCCUGAGAAGAGACGCGACACAGCCUGGAGGAGUUUGCCGAGACAAAAAGGUUUUUGUGGUUUGUGUGUGUGUGUUUUUUAAUAUAUCUAUAUAUUUUAUGCUGUCUCAGUGCCACCUGUUACACACUUGAAAAAAUUCCGCUGCAGCUCCUUUUGUGAGCGUUGACCUGGAUAGCUAUUGAAUUACAAACAUGGAGCACAGUUUUCUUUUGUCGGGACGUCUAAUUCAAGACAAUAAGUUGACGCUACCCGUGAAAUAGAAUUUUAAAGACAUUUUCAAGUUUUGAGGGAUUCAGUCUACUGUUGUUGUCAAAAAAGCCACAGUAACAGGUAGGUUAACAAUGGCUCAAUAAAAGCCACUGGUACAAAUCCAGUUAAGUCUUAGGCAAUUUUAUUUUACCAGUUCCUUUUGUAAUAGAUAAAGUCUUUCUUCUUUUGGCAAUGAUAAUCUUAUUUUGUGUGUGUGUGUAAAAUUUUACCAAACUAAUAUCGAGGCAGAACAGUACAAAUACAUAGUUAUAAAUAAUAGAAAACACUGUGCAAAAGUUUCAAGCCACCCCUCGUGUCUUUAAAUUUGGCUUCCAAGUAACAAAUUUAAGCAACAUACUUACCUUCAUACAAGACUUUUUUUUCCCUUUUUUUUCUUUUCAUUUUUAGUGUUACUGAGGAAUAGUUUUCCAGGCUUUCUGAAGGUCUUCCAAGUUUUUUUCUUUUUGGAUGUUGGCUACUUUUUCACACCUUUUCACUCCAGUUUUUGUACCUGAUAAUUUUCAGAGAAAUAAUUUAUUGUUUGUUUUGGUUAUUUUGAACAACUUAACAAUGCAAUAAAAAGCAUAAAAAGUCUUCUAACCCAAGGGAUGAACUAGUGUUGUGUCUACACAUAACAGAAAAAUUAGCAAAAAAAUGUUUUUUUGAAAAUUUUAUCUUUUUUACUAGCAGCCUGUCAUAAAACAUCAUGUGUUUUUCUUUAGUUAAAUAUAUUUAAAAAUACCCAAAAUAAAACAAUAGUAUUUUUGCACCAACAAUGUGAUUCUCAAAAAGCUAUUAGUUGAAAACUAUGUCAUAAAUGUUCCAUACUGAGUAAUCAGUGUAACUCAGUAUAACAACAUCUUACCUAAAAUCCUGAAUAAUCUGUAUUUAUGUGAAAUAUCCUGAAUAAAAAACUCAGGAGUCCGGAGAGUAGUAGGAGAAAAGAAGAAGUGGCAGGUCUAAAAGAACUACAGCAGAUGAUCAGUAUCUUAAGAAAGAAGAUAAGAAAUAAGAAAUAGGGGGAAAAUCCACCAUAGACUUGUCACAGGAACUGAGAGAUGGAUCUGGCCUUUCAAUUCAUCUGAUAUUAUUCACCAAAGCUUGAUCAGAAAUGGCUUUUGUAUAUGGGAGGCUGUCAAGGGAAACUAUGAGAAAAGGCUGAGAUAUGGCAAAGUACACAAGAACUGGACUGAAGAUCAGAAGAUCAAUCCAAAUUUCAAAUCUUUUGUAAAUAUGUGCAGAAGAGGUCUAGAGAGUACAACAAUGAGUCUCUACAGCCAUCUGUAAAGCAUGAUGGAGGCUCUGUCAUGGUUUGGGGCUGUAUUUCAAAUAGUGGUGUUGGGGAUCUUGUCGAAAUUGAUGAAAUUAUGAACGCUAUGUUGAAGAGUAAAGGUGCUUGUUUUUCCUCGUUUUUAUUACUUCUUCUUCUUCUUUUUUUACAUUUCGAUAUGUGACAGAUAUAUUUUAUCCUCAUUUCCUCCUUUAACCAUUAGACUACAAUGUUUUAAUUGCUUUGAACAGCCAUGAACAAUCUAUCCAUUUGAACAAUCCAGUGUUCUUUCCAGCCAUUUGAACAAUCAUGACUGCUUUGGUUCGACCUGGAGUCAAUAUUUCAGAGCUAUGUAAGGAAGGAGACAAGUUACUUCGGAGUGGUGAGCUGGAGAGAGCCACCUCCUUGUACAUGUCUGCCUUCAGGACUCACGCCACCUCUGCGGUGUCCCACAUGAGAAAACUGGAUAAGUCUGGUCUGGAUUUGGUGAUCGCUACUCUAGAGGGCUGGCUUGAAAGUCAUGUGAAGAAUCAGCCUGCAGAGGGUCUUAAUAAAGGUCUUGCCGCUGUUUUCCUCUCCACACUCAGUCCCAACAAUCUGUCAGCCACCAUUUACAAAAUGGAGUCUCUUCUUCAGAGUGGCACGCAUGCCUGUGAGGAGAUUUUUGCUCGUUGCACCGCUAUGCUUGAAGGGAAGCGGAACCUUCCUCCAGAGGGUUCAACUCAUGUUUUGUUAGAGAUAACUCGAGCCCUCGCCUGCUUGUUAUCAGAAUCUCACAGGUUAAAGGGACUAAAGAUUUACCUCAAAGCUUACAGGAAUAGCAAGUCUGAAACUGUCACACUGGUGAAGAGCAGACAAGCCGGACACCUACCCAAAAUAGUGAAGGCCUUUGCAGAACAAAUCAUGCUCAUACAUCCCACUCUAGUAGUUGACAGCAAGUGGAAAGUGGAAACAAAGGACAAUGACAAGCUUGAAGAAGAAACUUCUGCUACUGUUAUUGAGUUUUUGCUGUCUAUCUCACCUGGUAACAAAGAAGUACAGGAACUCAAUGCAGCGUAUUUGUUUUUGACGGGCAGGUUUAUGGACAGUGCAGAGGCAUACUCUUCCCUCUUGCAGCAUGCUCGUGGCCAGAAAAUAUCAGAGAGUACUAUAGAAAAAUUACUCCAAGAAACUCCUGAGAGGACAGCCAGACUCUUGACAAGUCGAGCAGCGGCUUGCUUUUCAGCAGGUGGAAAGAUUGCAGAGGAGUGCAAAGAUUUGGGGAAAGCAUUUGAGACUCACCCAGCCACUGCCCGAAUUUACUUCCAAAAGCUGUUCAUGGAUCAGGGGACUGGGGUGGCAGCUUGCAACCAUCUCCGUCAGCAGGCGGAGAGAGGCCUGUCUGAUUACAGAGAGCAAGUCCUUGUCCGUGCAGAUCUGCGAUCUACUGAAGGAGUGGAACUUCUGGACCCUGUUAUCACUCAGUUACGGACCCUGUGCCAUUUAGAACCUGGUGGGGGAGACAGAGAGUUGCGGGUCCGACUGGCUGAUUGUCUUCUCCUCAGAGGAGAGCACAAAGAGGCCCUCUCUAUCUGCAGCCAGCUAGCCUCACAAGGUCAGCAGAGCUAUCAAAACACGGUCCACGUCCUUCGUGGAUAUGCACGAUUUCUCUCUGAUGACCAGAAGGGUGCAUUAGAAGACUUUCAGGCUGUGAUUGAACACAAUGCCCCCCACCCAUCCAGCUGUGUGCGAGCCCUUUGUGGCAGGGGGCUCCUGCGAAUGAUGGGUGGCUUAAACUACCUGACUGCGUUAGACUAUGUGACAGCCAGCAGGCUGCAUCCUCAGGAAACAGCAUUUGCUGUGCGCUGCUUGGUGCCCUGGAACUACCGUGGGCUGCUGUUUACUGUUCUGCUGGAGCAGGGAAGAUUCAUGCUUGAAGGGUCUAGAGAUCACAAACCCAAGUCCAGUGCUGGUGAAGACUCCCAACAGCACCAAAAGGAGGACCAUAUGCAGACCCUAUCAAAGAGGGACAACCACAGAUCAAGGACUCCUGCUGGUGUCCAUUCCCUUGCUCUGUUGCUGAUGGAGCUCCAGCCCAGUGCCGAUGUGCCUCAGAUCUUGGCAGCAGAUGCCUUGUACCAGCUUGGUCGGGUGGAGGAGGCUUACCGAUUGCUGCUGUCCAUCGGGCCCACCAAUACUCGGGCACCUAUCUUGGCUCGCCUUGCUUUGCUUCAGCUGCACAGAGGCUUUCUUUAUGACACCAAUCAGCUGCUGAAAAAGCUCAUCUUGUGUGGCGAUACCAGCUGCUUGCGCCCCCUGUUGGCAGUGGCACAACAGAAAGACAGAGCACUGCUGCAGGGACACUCCCACUCAGCUGCAAAACGCAUUUUGGACCGCACAAGCGAGGAGAGCGCUGUCAGAGAGGCUGUGGCAUAUCUCUCCAUUGCUAUUAUGGCCUCUGGUGGCGAGGCAGCUGAAUCACUACUAGAAAGAGCGAGGUGCUACGCUUUGCUGGGUCAGCGAAAAACAGCCAUAUUUGACUUCAGUGCCAUUCUGAAGGAGCAUCCGAAACACGUGCAUGCCCUCUGUGGAAGAGGUUUCACAUAUCUCAUGCUGAAUCAACAAAAGGAAUGUACUCAUGACAUCCUGGCAGCACUUCAGAUAAACGCUGACAUAGUGACCAAAGACAUCCUUUCGCUUAAGGACAGGGCACGGAAGCUGGUCUGUGAUUGGCUGCAUCAGUUCUGUCGUACCAAUCUGUCAGAUAUUGUGGCCACUCAUGGUGUUCCCUGCCAAGAAGAGCAGCUUAGAGAGGCUUUCAUAAUUGGUGGAGCUUUGUUGAGGGCUGACUGUAGAAACCCCAGAUGGCAUCUGCUCUACGUGGACAUCCUCUUGGCAAAAGGUGAGAUUGUGGGGGAAAUUUUCUGAGCAGGAUCCUUGCUAGGAUUGGAAAUCAUCUGCCUAGC